Messenger RNA from Penicillium subrubescens, 540 nucleotides. RefSeq names its product translation machinery-associated protein 16. The record is from RefSeq and is a predicted model, not a curated record. NCBI's taxonomy places the organism in Eukaryota, Fungi, Ascomycota, Eurotiomycetes, Eurotiales, Aspergillaceae. Bases 1 to 540 code for a protein of 179 amino acids. Gene Ontology annotation, cellular component: nucleus. The transcript has 3 exons.
AUGCCGAGUGUCUCCCUUUCUAAGGUGCAUAAGAACAUCUCCAGGAAGCGCGGCUCCAUGGACUCGAUGCACGAGAACAGCCGUGACGCCAAACGUCUGCGCCGUGCCGGCUCCCGAGAGGAGCGACUGUCCCACCAUGCAUCAAUGACUCUCAAAGCCCGCCAGCCAUACUUGGAGCGCAUUCACUAUUUCCACGAGGCUGUCCAAUCUAUUGAGGAACCUUUGUCCGAUGACCAGCUCUCCGAGAUGAUCCUCAAGUGUAUUCACCGAGAUGAAGGAGAAAUCGCACAACUCAAGUCCGAGCGCAGGAAAGGCCGGCCGCCCACCCGCCGAGAGGAGCUUCUGAACCAGCGGACAGAGACGGAGGAGAAGGAAUUCAAGACUGGGUUCUGGUUGCCCGAGCUGGGAGAUGCAGACGUCCUGCACGCUUUGAAGCACUGGAACCGUCACUGGGCCGGACUCAGCUCUUUGAAGUUCAUUCGAAUUACUCAAGAAGGAGUAAAGCAAGCGUCGAGCUUCCCGCCCAAGGGCAUGUCAUAA